Molecule: messenger RNA, 828 nt
Organism: Eruca vesicaria subsp. sativa (arugula)
Lineage: Eukaryota; Viridiplantae; Streptophyta; Magnoliopsida; Brassicales; Brassicaceae
Source: the annotation of a GenBank genome assembly
UAGAAACACACGAAAGAAAUAUUCCGAUACAAAAAAACUUUGUGUGCUUUUUUUUUUAUCUCGUUUAUUUAUUGAAAGGCUACGACAAGACAAGAAGAAUGAAUACAUUCAAGAUAUCAUAUUUCGUUGUGGUACUCAUAAUGGUCUUGGCCAUUGCUAUAACAUUUAGCGAACCGCUAAGGGUUGAGGCGAGCCACCGAGACAAAUAUGGUCGGGUGAUAGCCGCCACAAGAGGAAAAAAAGAUGGGAACCGUACAAGUGCAAUGACAUGUGAUAAAAGCCCCAAAGUAUGUCGUCUCAAAGGCAGUUCAGGUCGUGAUUGUUGUCGUAAGAGGUGUGUGGACUUGAGAACCAACAAAUUGAACUGCGGAAGAUGUGGGAAAAGCUGUCAAUACUCGGAAGUUUGUUGCAACGGAUACUGUGUGAACCCGAUGUUUGAUAAGAGACAUUGUGGAGGUUGCUUUAAGAAGUGCAACAAAGGGAAAGAGAGAUCGUGUGCAUAUGGGAUGUGCAGUUAUGCUUGAAUGAACGACGGGGUAUAAAGGUUAUUGAGAAAGGGAAGUUUAAUUUGUUGGUUUAAAUUGGUUUACGUUCGUAUUGCAAUCUGAAAUUAAAAUAUUAUAUAGCUAGUCUAAAUGUGGGUGGUCAAUCUGUUACUAAAAUUAGAAAGGAUCUUGAAAAAGUUAGUCGUCAUAUUUGUAUUAUUGUUUUAAUUAUAUAUCCAUGUGUCAUGCAAUAAAGAAAUGUAUUAUGUUUUAUGGUUAAAAUAAAAAGUUAUUAUGUUUUAUACUUUUGUAUGAUGUAAUGUAAUUCUUCUUGAUUUAUUAA